Messenger RNA from Ostrinia furnacalis (Asian corn borer), 985 nucleotides. RefSeq names its product transmembrane emp24 domain-containing protein 1. The coding region runs from base 235 to 960 and encodes 241 amino acids. The record is from RefSeq and is a predicted model, not a curated record. The transcript has a single exon. Lineage: Eukaryota; Metazoa; Arthropoda; Insecta; Lepidoptera; Crambidae.
CUGCCUUACUACUUAUCUAUAAGUAACCAUUUUUAUUGAAAAAUAAAUAUGAAACGCCAUAACCAGCAAGCUGUUUGUUGUUGACGUUAAUGAACAAUGAAUUAAAGACACCUGUUUAAACAGUGGAGCAUUUUGGAAGUAAAUUUAAAUUACUGUUGCAACAUUCAGAUCAACUUGAUAACCAGAUCAAGUUAAGCCUUUUGAAAGAUUGACUUGUUAUUUUUUAUUACAAAAAUGAUUCUUUUAAUUUUCAUAGCCGCCCAAUUACUUUUUAUACAACAGAGUGCCUCACAAACAAUUCACGAGAGUGAUAUCAACUUCAGAGUGGAAGCUGGGUCAAGAACAUGUUUUUUCGAAAAAGGAAAAGCUGGUCAAAUGAUGGAAGCUUAUUACCAAGUAUUGGACGGCCAACACGGGGAUUUGGACAUCAUUUUCGAAAUCAUGGACCCUAACGGCGUUCAGCUGUUAUCGGAUUACAAGAAGUCGCAGAAUUCAAUUAUUAUGGAUUUGACGGCGGACGGAGAUUACGUGUUCUGUUUGGAUAACACGUACAGCAUGAUGAAUUCCAAGCUCGUGUUCGUGUAUGUGGUGAUCGAAGACAAAGUGACGGAGGAGAAUGCUGAAGGGAGUGGGGCGCCAGACGGUGAGGAGAAUAAGGAUUUGGAGGUGUUGGAGUGGAGCGGCGUGGACGCGGACGGCCAGCCAUACUACAUCGAGGUCGACCGCAUCGCCAAUUCGCUCACCACCACACUCCGGCACGUCGUCAAGGCCCGGCAGCUGCUCGAUAUGUACGGCGCGAUGAAGUCACGCGACAGUUACCUCGCCUUCGAGGACACUUUCAUUGUCGACAUGUGGUCAGGAUUCCAAAUAAGCUUCAUGCUCAUAGUCGGAACGCUCCAAGUUUACAUGAUUAAGAAAUUGUUUAACAAAUCUGCAGGCGCUAAAGAUAGCUACUAUUAAUUUUUUAAACCUUAAAAUACAAUUU